AUGCCGCCCACAUCCGAGCUCCUAGGGCUUGAGACGACGAUGCCGCAAAUUGAGGGGGUGGGGGAGCCAUCAAACCCACACUUGGACCCGUUUUUCACCUCCUCCCUCCCGCCCUUUCCUGCGGUUCCCUUAGACUCUUCGCCGCCGCUUGCUGCUGCUCCUCCCCCUCCGCCUCCGCAUUCAUUCCCCCCGCCUCCUCCCCCUGACACCUCCUCUCCAGCUUCCGAGUUUCCCCCACCUCUCCCUCCCCCGAACGUCCUUCUCGCCUCUCCUCCGCCUAACCCUCCGCCCUUUCCCCCGCAGUCACCACCUCCCCCGGAUCCACCCUCCCCUGGUGGGGGGAAUGUGAGUCAACCCAGCGGCCCAGGCAGCAGCUUCCCCCUGUGUAACCCGUCACCCAUCCGGUGUGUGUUCAGGUUCGUGGGGUAUGAAGACAGAGUGCCAACGCUGGACAUUAGCAGUGCUCUGGCAGAGGAGGUGAUCAGUCCUGCGCUGGUGGUGUUACGCGGUAACCAGACUCGUCGCGUGGUGGCGGCGAACAGUGGAGAGGGGAGGUCCAUUUGCGUUCAUGUGCCUGAUGAGGUUUACCAUGCGACAAGGAGUCAGUUCUACGCCAAUGGAGAGAUCGACGAAAUGGCCGACGCACAAGGCGCGUUCGUCACGCGAGCAUUCGAGAAGCUUCUGCGAGAAUCCACGGGACGGAAGUUCCAGAAGCUACACCAGGCGCUUAAAGCUUAUAUAGAUCGACCAAAAGGGGAGCAUUUGGUUCUGGUCACAUCAGCAUCACGGGUUGAUCCUCGCUAUGGGUUGCCUCAGACAGACGAACCAGGAGCGGCGGAGAUCGUGCCGCAGCCACAGCAGCCGGCGGGGACGAUUCCGCUGGAGCCCGCGGGCAGCGGGGAGGGCAGCGGUCGCGCGCACCCGAACACGGCGAACGCGGCGAAUGUGACGGCGGCGGCGGCGAUGGCGGAGGCGGGGCACUCGCUGGAAGGCGUGGAGGCGGAGCUCAUUCUGUGCCCGCUGCGGCUGGCCAUAGAGAGCAAGCAGAGCCGCCUCAUGGAGACGGCGCUUGACUGCCUGCACAAACUGAUAUCGUACGGUCAUUUGGAGGGCGACUGCGGGCUGGAGGGCGGCAAGAACAACAAAGUGCACACGGAGAUCUUCCAGCUCGUGUGCUCCUGCGCCGACAACACUGCACUUGACAGCGUGGUGCUGCAGGUCAUCAAAGUCAUCCUUACUGCCAUCGCCUCUUCCACUUUCCAAGUGCAUGGAGAGUGCCUGAUUCUUGCCCUGCGCACGUGCUACAACAUUGUGCUCACCAGCAAGAGCCAGGUGAACCUGUCAACAGCCAGGGGCACGCUCACUCAGAUGCUCAACAUCGUCUUCAAACGCAUGGAGGCAUCAGAGCUAGCUCGCACUCGCAUGCGCAGAGGGCCCCUCAGCGGCCCCACGCCUACCCCAUCCCUACCAAGCCCAAUCGAUUCAACUGAACCCUCCUCCCUCCAACUCCCAUCUCACCCCUUCCGUCACCCACAUGUGCAGAGCACCCCUCAGCGACCCCACGCCUACCCCACCCCCACCAAGCCCUCCGGGGAGGGGCCUUCUUCGGACGAACCUGCUACUGCCGCUGCUGGUGACGCUGCUGCUGGCGGUGAUGCUGCUGCUGAUGCUGCUGCUGGCGGUGAUGCUGCUGCUGAUGCUGCUGCUGGCGGUGAUGCUGCUGCUGCUGCUGCUGCUGCUGCUGCAAUGGAGGGCACAGAAGGGAAGGAGGGAGGCGGGGAGGGAGAGGAGGAGGGGGAGGUUGAGGGCAACGUGGAGAUGGACGAGAGAGCUGGAGUACACGAGGAGCUAAAAGUCCUGGAAGGGCCACAGCCCAGUAUAGAGGCUCUAGAUGCUGUGCUAAGUAAAGCACUUAGGCCGCAGGGAGGGGGUGCAGGUGGGGAUGCUGCUGGAGGUGGUGGUGGUGAGGGUGGUGAAGGGGAGGGGGGUGCUGGGACAGCAGAGGGGAGUGGAGAGGAGGGAGCUGGGGCCACUCCUGCUGCGCCAAAGGGCAUCGAUCUGAGCCUGCUGGCACUGGCACAGCGGGACGCGCUGCUGGUGUUCCGCACGCUGUGCAAGAUGGCCAUGAAGGACGGCACCGAGGACCUCGUUCUGCGCACCAAGGCGCUUUCACUCCAGUUGCUGCAGGGUCUGCUGGACUCAGUGAGCCGCGAGUUCACGCUCAACUUCGCCUUCCUCGACUCCAUCAAGAUGUACCUCUGCUACGCGCUCGUACGCGCCGCCGUCUCCCCCUCCGACCGCAUCCACGGCCUAGCCUGCUCCAUCUUCGCCACGCUCAUCCAGCGCUUCCGCGAGUCCCUUAAAGCCGAGAUCGGGCUCUUCUUCCCCCUCGUCGUCCUCCGGUCACUUGACUCCCCGGAUAUCACCCCCACCCAACGCCUGGGUCUGCUGAGGGUGCUAGAGCGGCUCACAGCCGAACCACAGCUACUAGCGGAUGUUUUCGUGAACUACGACUGUGAUUUGGACGCGUCGAAUCUGUUUGAGCGUAUGGUCACGUCUCUGGAGCGGCUUGCGCAGAUGCCUGUGGUGGGGAUUGCGGGCGGGGGGCAAGGGGCAGGGGGAGCGGGUGCGGGAGGGGAGGGAGGGGCGGCGCUGGUAGCAGCGGUGAAGCUAGCGGCGUUGCAGUGCUUGGUGAACGUGGUCCAUGCGUUGGAUGCGUGGUAUGGGAAGGAUAAGCCGCCUGUGCCGGUUGGUGCGGCGGGUGGGGAGAAGGAGGAGGAAGGGGACGAGUGGAAGGCGGAUGGGUUGGGAGUGGUGGAGGAGGAGGAGGAGGAGGAGGAGGAUGAGGAGGAGGAAGAGAGGGAGGGGCGGGUGGCGAAGUGGGCGGCAGCAGAGUCCCAGGCGGAUCAGUUUGGGCGGGCCAAGGCGCAGAAGGCAGCGUUUGAGACAGCUGUGGAAAAGUUCAACAUGAAGCCGGAGAAGGGGCUGGCGUUCCUGCGGACACGAGGGCUGCUGGCUGCUGAUGCUGCUGCCACGGCUGAGUUCCUGCGCUCCACCCCUGGGCUCGAUAAGACGGCCAUAGGGGACUACCUGGGCCAUCACGACGACUACCACCUGGCAGUGAUGCACGCCUAUGUGGACGGCAUUCCCUUCCACAGCACCUCCUUCGACCACGCCAUCCGCACCUUCCUCAAGGGCUUCCGCCUCCCGGGGGAGGCGCAAAAGAUCGAUCGCAUCAUGGAGAAGUUUGCAGAGAAAUACUGCAAGGACAACCCGGGAGUAUUUAAGACAGCAGACAGCGCGUACGUGUUGGCCUACGCAGUGAUCAUGCUCAACACAGACGCACACAACCCCGUGGUGACCGCCAAGAUGACCAAAGCCGACUUCGUGCGAAUCAACUCAUCCCUCGAGGGCGAGGAGAGCGCGUCUAAGGAGCUCCUAGAGGCCAUUUAUGACUCAAUAGUCUCCGAGGAGAUUAAACUAAGGGAUGAUGGCGGUCCGGGGGGUGCUGGAGGGGGUGGAGCGGGCGGGGCAGGCGGGAAGGAGAAAGGGCAGCUGGUAACCGUGCUGAAUCUGGCAUCGGGGCAUAAACGCAGCACGGUGGAUGUGCGGAAGGAGAGUCACGAUAUAAUCAAGCGAACGCAGGCGAUUGUGAGGAGAGGGCGGGUGCAGCGCGGGGUGUUUCACUCCGCUGCCCAUGCUGACCUCGCUCGGCCCAUGCUGGAGGCGGUAGGAUGGCCUCUGGUCGCCACGUUUGCUGUGACCAUGGAGGAAGGUCCGUCGGUAGAGAGUGCCGCUGCAGUGGCUGCUCUAGCGGCAGGGGGUGGGGGGCCGAAGAGUCUGGUGGUGGUGUGCAUGGACGGGCUCCGCUGUGCGAUUCACCUGGCGUUUCUCCUGGGCAUGGAGACUCUCCGCUACGCCCUCCUGACCUCGCUCGUCCGCUUCACUUUCCUGCACGCGCCGAGGGAACUCCGGGUGAAGAACCUAGAGGCGAUCCGGACGCUGCUGGCGAUAGCAGAGCAGGAGCCAGAGGCGCUGCAGGACACGUGGAAUGCUGUGCUGGAAUGCGUGUCCAGGCUGGAGCAUGUUGCCACGUCACCUGCCAUGCUGGCGGUGCUGGGCGCGCCGCCCGUGCCGCCGGCGGUGAGGGAGGCGUUGUUGGGCGGUGUGGAGGAGCUGGCGGGGAAACCACUGGAGCAGGUGUUUGUGGUGAGCUCGCGCCUGCCCUCAGACGCCGUGGUAGAGUUCUUCAUCGCUCUCUGUGGUGUGUCCGCAGAGGAGCUCCGCCAGUCGCCCCCGCGGGUGUUCUCACUGCAGAAGAUCGUGGAGAUCUCCUACUACAACAUGACGCGCAUUAGAAUGGUGUGGGCGCGCAUCUGGUCGGUGCUGGCGGUGCAUUUCAUCACGGCCGGGCAGAACCCCGACGAGCACGUCGCCAUGUACGCCGUCGACUCCAUCCGCCAGCUGGCGCUGAAAUACUUGGAGCGCGCUGAGCUGGCGCGCUUCACGUUCCAGAACGACAUCCUGAAGCCGUUUGUGGUGCUCAUGCGCACGAGCCGCAGCGAGAAGACGAGGGAGCUCAUCGUGCAGUGCGUUGUUCAGAUGAUAAAGGUGAAGGUGGGUGGCAUCAAGAGCGGGUGGCGCAGUGUGUUCAUGGUGCUCACUACUGCCGCCACUGACACCCAUGAGCCCAUUGUGGACAGCGCCUUUGAAACUGUGGAGCAGGUGGUGCUCGAGCAUUUCGAGCAGGUGAUAGGAGACUGUUUCAUGGACUGUGUCAACUGCCUCAUGGCCUUCGCCAACAACGUCCUCGUCCCCCGCAUCUCUCUCAAAGCCAUUGCACUCCUCCGAAUCUGCGAGGACCGUUUAGCAGAGGGCCGCGUCCCGGGAGGCGCCCUGCGCCCUGUGAACGAAGGCGAGAAGAUGAGUGACAAUGAGGUGGCGGAAUAUUACUGGUUCCCGAUGCUCGCCGGGUUGUCCGAGCUGACUUCCGACCCUCGCCCGGAGGUUCGGAGCUGCGGCGUGGAGGUUCUGUUUGAUCUGCUUCGGGAGAGGGGGCACAAGUUUUCGACGCGGUUCUGGGAGAGUGUGUUUGAGAGGGUGCUGUUCCCUAUCUUUGACUAUGUGCGGCACGCCGGCACGGAUGGGGAGAGGCCUCCCCCCACGGACCUCUGGCUGCGAGACACGUCUAUUCACUGCCUGCACCUGCUCUGCGACCUCUUCUGCGACUUCUACAAGGACGUGGCCUUCAUCCUGCCGUCCCUGCUCGGCCUCCUCCUCGACUGUGCCACGCGCCCCGACCAGUCACUGGCGGCCAUAGCGGUGGGCGCUCAGCUGAGGCUCAUCGACAGGGGGGCGCCACUCUUCUCCUCCCGUGACUGGGCCGUGCUGCUGGACAGCCUCAGAGUUGCCACGCUAACCACUAGGCCCACCGAGCUUCUCGCAAUCACUGAAGCCUCUCUUGCUGCCUCUGCCGCUGCCGCCGCCACCGCCGCUGCUGCUGCUGGCGACACCGCUGCUGCCACCGCCGCCACUGCAGCAGCCACUGCUGAGCUGUCAUUAGACAACGCUGUGCUGGAAUCUGGCGCUGCUGACCUGGCGGAUCACGCAUCAGGCUCGGCGAUCCGUACCAAGAUUCCCACUGGUGAUGUGGCGACGAGCCUGAUGGGUCCGAACCUGAGUGAGAGGUUCGUGGCCGCGCCUGGAGGUGUGACUGUAACUGAAGUAGUGACUGCAGUGGAUGUGACUGCAACGAAUGGAGGGGCGGAGGGAGGAGGGGAGGGAGGAGAGGAUAACGGGGUGGUGGACAGGAGUGGGGCGGAUGAGGAGGCGAGCGGUGGGGAGGGGAAGGGCGAGGACGACGGGAAGGUGGAAGGAGAGGGGUUGGUGAACGGUGAGGGGACUGCCAUCAAGCCUUCAGCAUCAGCCGAGGGCGACAACUUUGGCAAGCGCCUGAUGGACACGCUGCUGCUGCGCAACCUCUCCAUGGCGCUGGGGGGCGCGCCCACGCCCGCUGCUGGGGGGAGCGGCAGCAUCUGGUCGCGUGCGUCCAACGCAAGUGACGCUGCCCUGGCCUCUGCUGUGGAAUCCGAGGAGCAAGGUGAGGGGGCCAAGGAGGAGGAGGAGGAAGAAGAGGAGGACGAGGAGGCAUCCGCAUUCCCCGUGGCAGACCCUGUGCGGGUGAAGUGCUACACGCAGCUGCUGCUGCUGGGGGCGCUCAAUCAACUGCAGGAGAAGCACUGGCAGCGGCUGCGGGCAGCGCACCGGCGGCAGCUGUUGGACUGCAUCGCCACCAGCAUUGACUUCGCCGCCCGCUUCAACUCUGACACGCACCUCCGCAUGCGCAUCCAAAUGCUGCCGCCCGAACGUCCUCCCCCAUCCCUGCUACGACAGGAGGUGACAGCAACGCAGCUGUACCUGAUUGUGCUGCUGCGCUGCCUCAACGACCCCACUCUCUCCCUCCUCCCGUCCAUGCCUUGUCCCCCAACCCUCAGGGCCCCACCCCUGCAUUUCUCUCCGAGCAGUCCUCCCCUGUCCCUCCUUCGCCAGGAGGUGACAGCAACGCAGCUCCCUCCCCCAUCCCUGCUGCGCCAGGAGGUGACAGCAACGCAGCUCUACCUGAUCGUGCUGCUGCGCUGCCUCAAUGAAUCAGCAUUCUCCCCCCUCCCUACCAUACCUUCUCCCCCAACCCCCACCCCUGCGUUCCGCUCCACACAGCCCUCCCCCGUCCCUGCUAUGCCAGGAGGUGACAGCAACGCAGCUCUACAUGCGCUGGCUCAACGACCUGUUCUCCCCCCCUCCCUCCUUGCCUUGUUCCCACCCCAACCCCCACCGUACCCCCGCUUUUCCCCUCCAAGCAGCCCGCCCCCAUCCCUGCUGCGCCAGGAGGUGACAGCAACGCAGCUCUACCUGAUUGUGCUGCUGCGCUGUCUCAACGACCCGGCAGCAGCGCUGCUGCCACCAGCCCUCUCCUCCCAGAUGCUGCUGCAGUCGGGGGCAGCCCACGGGGACGGCGCAGGGGAGGGGGAGGAGCAUGUGCAUGGGAAGCCAACCCCUUUAGCAGCAGCAGCAGGAGUGGAGAGAGCAGCAGCAGGAGUGGAGAGAGCAGCAGCAGCAGCAGGGGUGGGAGAAAACGGGGGAGCUGUGGCGAAGGGGGGAGCAGCAGGGGGUGGGGGAGAGCGAGAGGGGGGUGAGGAAGAGGAGGAGGAGAGGAGGCGGUUGGGGGAGGAGGCAGAGGAGCAGCUGCUUCGGGUGUGUGGGAGGGUGCUGGAGAUGUCGUCUCGUCUGCAGCCCAACACAGGGCAGGCCGUAGAGGCCGAGGUGCAUCGCCUGCUAGCGCUGCGGGCGCCUGUUGUUGCCAGAGUACUGUCAGCGCUGAGUCAGAUGGACGUGGCUCGCUUCGAGCGCUUUGUGCCGCACCUUUACCCACACUGCACCCGUCUCAUCUGCUCCGACCAGGUGGAGGUGAGAAAGGCUCUUGGGGAUCUCUUCAAGGCUCGCCUCACUCCUCUUAUUCCAGGCUCCGAUGCACCUUCCCCUCCCAUGACGGCUUCCGCGUAA
Molecule: messenger RNA, 7560 nt
Organism: Closterium sp. Naga37s-1
Lineage: Eukaryota; Viridiplantae; Streptophyta; Zygnematophyceae; Desmidiales; Closteriaceae
Source: the annotation of a GenBank genome assembly